Molecule: messenger RNA, 1671 nt
Organism: Laccaria bicolor S238N-H82
Lineage: Eukaryota; Fungi; Basidiomycota; Agaricomycetes; Agaricales; Hydnangiaceae
Exons: 8
Coding region: 1-1671 (556 amino acids)
Source: RefSeq, a predicted model, not a curated record
AUGACAACAACGCCUCUAGCGACUGGACUUCCGAAAACGUCGGUGCAUUUGUUUCCGCUUCUUCCUCUUGCUCGCGUCUCGAUCGUGGAUUGUCCAGUACCGGCCGCCUCUGCACCCUUACGCGCAGCGCCCAUGCUCUUCCCAGUUUCUUUCUCUUUCCAUUUCUCUUUCUCUCGCGGAGCCUUCCGCGCCUCAACCACACUCUUCACAUUCGCUUCUCUCUUCUCCGCCUCAGCUCCCAACGAGGAACUCUGGACAUCAAUGUCCAUCGCAUUGGCAUCAGCCGCCAAGGGUCUCUUGUGCCUAGAGCCCGCGAUACCCAGAGCUCUCUCCCAAGGAUCCCUCAACAGACUUCCCGGUGCGCAGUCAACGCAUCCGGACGAGCAGUCAACAUGGGUACCUAUGCUCCCCAUACAAAGCGUUCCCCGUUCCAUAGGAAACCCCACGAGAGGCAGGAGUGAACGCACUAGCAGCAGAAGGGAACUCGUCCCCAUCCCCGACCCCGUCUCUUCCACUAGUAGUGGGCCGAAGUCGGGUCUUCGAGUUCUGUUGACUUUCAAUCGCUCGCCCCUCAUUUACGCUUCCCCUCCUGACUCCUUUGUCCCUCCUCACCCCCUCCACACCCCUGCCCCUCAACAGGGAGACAAACAGCUCGCUCCUCAACAGGCGAACAAGCAAGCAUAUCGAAAUGCAAAUUCUGAGGAACCACCUAUGGACCGCCUCCAUUCGUCGUGUGCGCAGGCUGCUCUUAGCGUUAUUAUUUGUAUAGAGGAGGAGGGGGUAAAAGUGUUGUUGGUGGUGCUGGAGCUGGAGGUGGAGGUGGAGGCGGUCAAAGUGGAAGCGGAGUACGUGUUGGCAGAAGACCAAGGCCUCUUGGCCGAAAACGAAGCACUUCCGCAUUCCUCUUCAAUCGAAGUCUGGGCGUGGGUGGGGGGCAAUUUGAGUCUUGACGAAGGCGAGGUAGCUGGGUGGGGUACGCCUGUUCCCGUUCCUGUCCCCCCUUUAUUCUCCUCCAAGGCCAACCCCCUCGUCGGAUCCGUCAUAACAGCCAACUUCCUCAAAUACCUCACCCGUUCCACAAGCUUCCAAUGCGUCGGAAUAACCUUCUCACUCCUCUUUCUCGUCGCCUCCCUCGCGACAUUCAUGAAUUCCUCGUCCCACGUCCUAAAUAUCGCCGUCAUUUGUGCGAGUAGACACUCGAAGUGCAUCCAUGAACCCCACCUCCUCGCUCCUCAACUGUGCCUCUAUCGCGUCCAAUACGCACUCGAGGCUCAACCAGAAGUUGAUAUCUUGCGAUGCCGUGCCGCAGGAAACGCCCCUCCUGAGCGUGGUCACCGCUUGUAUGGCUUGAAUCCAUGUGUUGACGUGACGGUGAAAGAGGGAUGGGAGUGGAAACAGGACAGAGGAGUCAAUGGAAGAUGUUCCAAAGGCCAGAAAGAACACGCCAAACGAGACCCUAGCGAGGAUUGUCUGAGGAUCGAACACCUUGAAAAUGGCAGAAAACGGACCCACCUAGCACACCCAGGUAAAGCACACACAAUCUCCACUCCAAUACUAACCCCCACUAACCGGAUACGCCGUCCUCGCCGCGUCUUCAAACCAGAUGGAUAUUCCAAGAGUGCGAGUGCCGAAUACAAUUCCAUCGAUGCACCGAGUGCCUUGCGAACUUGA